Scutellospora calospora is the source of this 332-nucleotide messenger RNA. Lineage: Eukaryota; Fungi; Glomeromycota; Glomeromycetes; Diversisporales; Gigasporaceae. The record is from the annotation of a GenBank genome assembly.
CCAAGAUGAGGACAUCGAUCAUAGUGAUACCGAAUGUGAAGAUCUUCCUAAUAACACUUCAAAUUAUAGUGAUCCUAUUCAGGAGCUAUUUACUCGAGUUUUUGUAAAUGAUUCUUUGACCUGUGCCUCUCCAAUGGAAAAACUAUAUUACUCGGCAAAAAUUUAUCCCCUUGUCUGUUAUCUGUGUAGUAGUUCUAGCGUUUCUAAUAAUCCUAAAGAAAAGAUGGCGUCAAAAACUAUACGACCAACUUGUGAUAAAUGCACUGGAUUAGGUAGUUCAAAAAAGCGUUAUGGUUGGAAACCAAUUAGUGAUCGAGAAUCUAAAAAAUCCU